GAUUGGCUACUCUAGCUGCCAAUUCUUGGAGUGGCGUGUGGCAAUCUCACAGGUUCAUAUGUAUGGAGAGGGGGAAUGGGAGUGGGUCACUGAUUGCGACAGCGGGAACUACGACUCGCGAACUUGCACCAUCGAGAAUCUGCUGAGCUUGACAGACUACAAUGUGCGGGUUUGGGCACAGUGCACUGUUGUGGAGCUUAGCUCCUACCCAAAUCGAACCACUGUGGCUGUUGGAACUCGGCCAAUUCCUUCGGUGGCACCUUCAGCGCUGUUUUGCACACAACUGGAGCCGCUGCGGUUUUAUGCAGAUUGGUGGCCAUCGAACAGCGAAGACUGUGUUUUUGUUGCUUGGCAAGUCGAUGCACAGCUGCUCCCCAGAACUGCGGGCUUCACAGCAGAUGGCCUCUAUGAAGAAGCAGCACCUGGUGGAGAUUGGGUGACAAAGUGCCUGCUGGAAGACCGAAAUGUCCUGAACUGCUGGGUCGGAGAUUUGCUUGCCAACCGAGAGUACAAGAUCAGGGUUCGAGAGACUUGCACGGACCCUUUGGCCAACAGUCCCUUCUUCGAGAGGUAUCAGGAGUGCACAACGUUGACCAUGCCUGCCUUCGAUCCAACCAAUCUUACAGCCUACGACGAAGACCUGUAUACGUUUGAGGUAAGUUGGGAACCCAACGAUCCGAAGGCGUGCAUUUUCCAGUACUGGGACAUACAAGCGAAGAUCAACGGAACCGACUGGCCUGAGGGUGAUGACCCAGCUGUGUUUGGCUGCAGAUCCUUGGUAAGGACCACUACAAACUGCACGGUCCAUGUUGGCAUCAACAGUGGCGUGGCCUUCGAGUGGAGAAUACGUGGCCUCGUUGCGGUUUCAGCUGCACGACUUCUCGCAGGCCCUGGAGGAGUUGACGCUUCUGGUGGAAGAGGAUCCAGGCAAUAAGGAGGCAAUUCGGCUCUUGGAGCUCUGUGAGAUCCAGGUGGCCAGAGAAGUGCGAGAGAAGGCCAGCAGCUGGGAUCAAUGGGUGGCCGAGAUGGAGACGGCAGGGUUUUUCUAUUCCUUCGACUGGUCCGAGGGGCAGGCAGAGGGAGCGGAAGGGGAGCGGGCAGAGGAGCAGGCAGCGCAGGGUGGAGUGUUGGAAGGGAUUGGACGAGACCGAGGCUUCGCGCAGCGACAGAGGUGGGGCUUACGCCUGCGGGAAUCGGCGGUGGGCUUGGAAGUCGAAGACAUCCUGCCUGGCAUCGUCAAGGACUGCAACUUCGCCGUGCCAGAGGCUGCCAUCUGCGUGGGAGACAAGAUCCUUGAGGUGAACGGUGUGAGACCUUCUGGGCAAAGCUCUGCCCUGGCAAUGUUGGCUGAGAUGUCUAAGGAGGUCCUUCAUCUUCUGCUGGCUCCUCCGGGUGAUCAUUUCGCGGUGCCUUUGAAGGACUCCAAGCGACCGUUGAAGACGGCCAACCGCACCUGGACCGAUGCCGUGCAGAAUGAACUCUUGGGUUUCAGCCCACCGUGCCUCUGCGACUGGCUGUGGCAUGAGGAGCGCAUCGCGACCUUCCGCAAGUGGCUGUGGCAUGAGGAGCGCAUCGCGACCUUCCGCAAGUGGUCAGGAGACUGGAGAGCUGCCACAAUCCAGCUCGAUGGAUGUACCUGGACUGCGGAGGUGGAGGAUGUCUUCAGCAGACUGAAAUCUGAGGAACGGAUCCAAUUCCGUCCUGGGCAACGCAGCUUGCAGUCCGUGUCUGACCUCGACAUGAUCAUCGUACCUCUCAUUUUGGACGAAGAGGUCGAGGACAUGACGGAGUUGCCAGUACAGGUGCGGAGUUUCCUGCUAGAGCUGGAGGACUUGGACAUGGAUUCCCUGUGCAUUUUGGUCCUGACCGCUGGUGGUAAUGGCCCGGAAUGCUCUGGAGCCAGGAAUGAUGGGUUCGGCAUGCCGGCCGCAGCGCCGCUGCGCGGCAUGUUCCGCUGCUUUCGUUUGGAAAACCCCGAGAUGCCGAUUCUGCACCUUGAUAGCGAUGCCUUGGUCCUGAAGAACUGCGGAGCUGGAGGUGCUCCUCGGCAUUGGGAGGUUGGUACUUCUAUGGCAUCAGGGGAGAAUUUUGAUGGUGCAGGGCUGUUGGCGGUCUUCAACCUGUUUGGGUCCAAAGUGGCGUGUAGCUUGAAAGAUGUGGCCUAUCGGAAGCAGCGCCGCUUUGUGCCCAAGUCGGGGGAGUCCUAUGCCAAGCUGUGCAAAGCAUUGGAGGCAUUUCCCAAGAUCUGUCAGGAGAUGGAGGUUUCUAGGUUAUACUGUACCUGCAACCGCUCCAGCAGGUCUCCGUGCUUGAUGGCCGAGGGAGUAAAGAAGCUGCUACAAGGAUAUCUGAGAGACUUUGAAGUGGCAGCGAAUAGCAGGUGCAUCGACCUGAUCAUGAAGCAACUCCAGUCGACAUAUGCUGACUACCGGGUCGAAUGCAUGAAGAGCAACGAAAAGGCGCCCGAAAGUCUCACGCAGUUCAUUUUCAGGCGGCGUGAUGAUCUUUGCAAGUCUGUGUCGAGAGCUGAAGCCUUGUUUUUCGAAGUUGAAAAGCAUGUUUCUUCCUUGCGAUCCCCCAAGAUGAAAUCUGACUGUUCCUGGAGCUUGAUCUCGGAAACUCCAAAGGAUCGGGGAGUCCCUGUGCUGUCGACAGACCGUUUGGAAGAGGUUGCGAGUGCAGCAUCUGGCCAUUCAAUCAACAGUGAGAUCUCCUGCCUGUCGGGUCAGGGUGGGCCUCACUGCUUUCUGCCAUCGCAUCUCUUUCACGCCUUGCAGUCUGGAGUUGGGCGUGAAUCUCCAUCAGCUGCCUUAGUGUUGGCACAGGAUUUGCGAAAGGGCACCAAGAUCCUUUCGGCAGACGGUGUCACAAUAGAGGUGACCAAGGUGGAAAAGCAGAAGACGAACAAGCUGGUGGAAUUGGAGAUUGAUCGCGCGAUGCCCUUGACUACCACUCCACACCACCGCAUCAUGGUCCCAUCUGAGAGUGAAGCCACAACAGUCAUGGCGGUCGAUCUGUCACCCGGGAGUCUGGUCAUGUGCAGCGAUUGCAUGCCCAAGAAGGUGAUCAGAAAGACAGAGUACCUUGUCGAAGAACAAGACGUCUUGGCCAUCACCUUCCAUCCGGACAAGGCAGUGGCGUGCUUCCUGCCACCCGAGGAGCCGGUGGUGCUGACCAAAGGCCUGACCCCCAAAGAAACCCGUCGAGGUGGCAUGGGCAGGCGAGGUGUCAAGCAGGAGGUGGUCAGCAUCCCAGACACGGCAGCGGGUGAAUAUGAAGACUGAGGAGGCAACAUAGGCAGAGUUGUCUAGGGAAAAGAUUGGGCAACCAGAAUUUGG
Messenger RNA from Cladocopium goreaui, 3338 nucleotides. Lineage: Eukaryota; Dinophyceae; Suessiales; Symbiodiniaceae. The record is from the annotation of a GenBank genome assembly.